Messenger RNA from Musa acuminata subsp. malaccensis (wild Malaysian banana), 801 nucleotides. Its product is annotated as putative invertase inhibitor. The record is from RefSeq and is a predicted model, not a curated record. Gene Ontology annotation, molecular function: enzyme inhibitor activity. NCBI's taxonomy places the organism in Eukaryota, Viridiplantae, Streptophyta, Magnoliopsida, Zingiberales, Musaceae.
GAUAUAAAUGAGUCGCUAAAUUUGAGGCCAUCCGGUCAAACCAAAACGCAAUCUCCACCGAUGGCGGCUCAGAAAGAAAUGGUCAACGAAUUGCACACGCCACGAACACCAUUGACGUCAAGCCUGUACGUGAGGCUCGCUUUCUCGCCUUCCCUCUCCUUUGCUUCUUCUCCCAUUGUCACAGAGAGAUAGAGUGACAAGCAGCGCUUGAGUUCCUGCAUCGAUGGCCAAACCCACCGCACUCAUUCUCACCUUCCUCCUCUUCCUCCUUCUGGUGUGGGCCGCCAGCUCCGACUUCGACGCCACCGCCUCAUGCCGUUACGUCACCGCGCCCCAGCUCUGCACCUCCGUCGCCAUCUCGUCUGCCGCCACGUCGGCCAAGGCCCUCACCGUUGCCGCCGUGACCGAGGCCGCGUCCACAGCCAAGCAAGUAUCGGCCUCCGUCGACGCCAUCCUGGCCCACUCGGUCACCGACGCGAACCAGAGGGCCACCCUCGAGGUGUGCAAGAGAAGCUACGAGAGCGCGGUCGGAAGCCUGGAGAAGGCGGUCGAGAAACUGCAGUCCGGGGCGGGCUCGCACGGUGACAUCAUCGCCGACAUAUCGGCCGCGCUCACCGACGCGGGCAGCUGCCGCGACACUUUCAGCCAGAACCCCGGCAUGGUGUCGCCGGUCGCCGAGGAAGCCAGCGUCCUCAAGAAGUUGGUCAGCAACAGCCUCGCCUUGGCCUCAGAUUUGGACGUUGACACGCCUGCCGACUGAGAGAGAGAGAGAGGAGGCAAUAUGUAAUCAUUAGAUAGCAA